Molecule: messenger RNA, 14577 nt
Organism: Xenopus tropicalis (tropical clawed frog)
Lineage: Eukaryota; Metazoa; Chordata; Amphibia; Anura; Pipidae
Gene: fat2
Product: FAT atypical cadherin 2
Exons: 24
Coding region: 236-13255 (4339 amino acids)
Biological process (GO): homophilic cell-cell adhesion; anatomical structure morphogenesis; cell adhesion
Cellular component (GO): membrane; plasma membrane
Molecular function (GO): calcium ion binding
Source: RefSeq, a predicted model, not a curated record
CAAGAGCCGUGCUUUCAAGUCACACCUCUUUUUUCUUUCUAGCGUGCACUUCUGUCUCCACCUGGGGCAGGUAUUAAUGCGGGCACUUGCUCUUACUACAAAGCAGAAUUCCAUACAGGAGGAAUAUGGAACACUGGACUUCCCUGAACUUUAGGGUAGACAGGAACCCUCUAUUGGAUACACAAAUGUUCUGAGUGAGUUCCUCCAAGGAAAGGACAGCACCCUAGCAGGGAGAAUGCACGCCAUGGUGGGUUUUACCAGCAGAGGAAUCCUUCUACUUGUCAUACUGUUACAAUAUUCAACUUGCCAAGAAAGUCCAAGCAAUGAAGAUUCUCCUCCUUUCAACUUUACCCAAAGUGUGUACCAUGCAACCAUCUAUGAAAAUUCAGCCCCAAAAACCUAUGUGGUUAGCAAAGUAAAAAUGGGCAUUUAUCUAAAAGAUCUUCAAUGGACAAUAAAAUAUCGAAUUGUAUCAGGGGAUGCCACCGGCUUGUUUAAAACAGAGGAUGUGGUGGUUGGAGACUUCUGCUUUUUGCGCAUAAGAAUACGGAGCGGUAAUUCAGCACUUCUAAACAGAGAGGAUAAAGACAAAUAUCAUCUUAUAAUCCAUGCCUCAGAGAAGUCUUUACUGUAUGAAGCACGGGUUAAAGUCAUCAUUCAAGUUUUGGACACAAAUGACUUAAAGCCACUCCUAUCAAAAUCAGCCUAUCAAUUUAAAGUCAGAGAAGAUGCUGCUCUCAAAACAGUUGUUGGUAAAAUAAGUGCCACAGAUGCUGAUUUGGGACAAAACGCAAUGUUUUUUUAUACUUUCAGUACCAAGAAUCCAUUUUUCUGCAUUCAUCCAACAAGUGGUAUUGUCAUAUUGACUGGGAGAUUGAAUGCAAGAGAAAAAUCUCAUCACAGUCUUCAAAUUUUAGUAGUUGACCGCAUGAAGAAGCUCUCAUUUGGAGAUGGGUUUGGGAAUGUAGCUUCUCUGGAAGUCCUAGUGGAGCCUGCAGUCAAAAAACCUCCCUUUAUUGCAUCUGUAACAACAGCUAUGCCAGAUUCAUCAGACAGGCUCCUGUAUGCCACAGUCAUUAUGGACCAGGCACAUUCUGAAUGUAGCAUAGAUUCUUUGGAGAUUGUUGCUGGAGACCCAUUCAAAUAUUUUAAGGUGGUGCGUUCUUACUUAGGGAAAAAUGAAUUCACAAUAAUCUCUACUGCCCAGAUUAACUGGAUGCAAAACCAGCAAGGCUUUAAUCUCAGUCUUCGAGCAAAAGACAAGAGCAAACCACCAAUCUAUUCACCAGUGGAAACCAUUUAUAUACCCCCUUGGAGAUAUGCUUUAGCAAAGUUUGAGCAGGAACUUUACAAAGUCCAGGUUAGUGAAUGUGUCCCUCCUGGAAGUCAUGUUAUUUUGUUGAAAAUUAUUCCUGCCAUUCCAACAGUGGAAUAUCACUUUAAGGCUCCUACAGAUACAUUUAAAAUAUUCCCCAAAACUGGUUUAAUUGUUACCAAUAGCCAUAUGGAUGUUAAAGAUCAGUCUCAGUUUCAGUUGGAGGUGAUUGCACUUCAUGGACAAAUUACAUCCACAGUUAUUGUUGAUCUCAUAGACUGUAAUAAUCAUGCUCCCGUAUUUACAAAGUCUUCAUAUCAUGGAACGUUCAAUGAAAAUAUCCCUGUAGGAUCAAGAAUUUUACAGGUUAGUGCCUCUGAUGCUGAUUUAGGAAAUAACGGUAAUAUCACCUAUACUCUUGCAAGCCCCAAAGGUGCCCCAUUUGAAAUCAAUCAAUUCACAGGUGUAAUAACCAAUAAAAGGAUGCUUGACUAUGAGUUAACUCAAAGGUGGUAUCGCCUGCGAGUUUGGGCAUCAGACUUGGGGUCACCUUUCCGUCAACAAAGUGAGGUGUUUAUAUCUCUCAUCCUGAACAAUCUAAAUGACAACUCUCCAAUGUUUGAGCAAGUGAACUGCAAUAUACACAUUCCAAGAGACAUCUCUAUAGGAGAAAAAGUGGUUGCCCUCUCUGCUGUUGACAUUGAUGAACUUCAGAAUAUCCAAUAUGAGAUUGUGUCUGGCAAUGAGCAACAGAAAUUCAAAAUAGAUCCUACCUCAGGAGUCAUUACUGUUAGGGAUUCUUUUUAUGGUUCAUCUGAGCUAAGUUCUAUUUACUCUCUUAUCGUCACUGCCAAUGAUGGUGAAAAUUAUGCAUUGCCUACUGUAGUUAAUAUCACAUUAUCUAGUAAGAGUUUGUCUGUUUCUGUAAAAUGUGAAGACACAGGAGUGGUAAAUAAAAUAGCUGCAACUAUCAUUGAUACACUUGAUAGGCAUUUACAAGACCAGAGCCAGGAGGAAGACACACCCUUAAAUGUCUACCUUAUAAACAGCUGCACACCACAAUUUGAUGACAGUUUUCCAGCAUCUAUUGAUGUUGCUGAAGACACUCCAAUGUAUUCUUUGAUCAUUCAACUAUUUGCCACUGAUACUGAUACUGGAUUUAACGGUCACCUUGUUUAUGUGAUUUCUGAAGGGAAUGAUGAUGGUUGUUUUGUAAUUGACAUGGAAACAGGGAAGUUAAUGGUGUCCUCACCAUUGGACAGAGAAAGAACGGCUUCCUAUAUUCUCAAUGCUACAGUAUAUGAUCUUGGAGUACCGCAGAAGUCUUCUUGGAAGAUUUUAGCUGUGAACUUGCUGGAUGCCAAUGAUAAUGCACCCAUUUUUCCUUCAUUAGGAUAUUGUGUUGCAAUACCAGAGGAUUCUAAAAUAGGUACCUCUGUUCUUAAGGUAAGAGCAGAUGACCCUGACAUAGACGACAAUGGCAAAGUAAUAUAUUCAAUUCUGACACCUACAGACAAGUUUGGAAUUGAUGGUCUCACAGGAGAGAUAACAGUCAAAAACACCUUAGACAGAGAGACAUUGGCAUCAUAUAAACUUAAAAUAGAAGCCAGAGAUCAGCCUAAAAAUGGCAGGCAACUAUUUUCUGUUACUGAUGUUGUUGUAUCUUUGGAAGAUGUCAAUGACAAUACUCCACUAUGCAGGCCCGUGACAGCAAAUGUGAAGGCUCCAGAAGAUAUUCCUUUAGGGACUACACUAUACUUUGUGGAAGCACUAGACUUGGAUGUUGGUCCCAAUGGAGAAGUCUCCUAUUCUCUUAUAAAUGAUGAGAAUGGGAUAUUUCAAAUAGAUAAAUUAACAGGUGCUUUAACUCUACAGAAAGAACUGGACUUUGAGAAAAGGUCUUUUUACAACUUAACUGUGAGAGCUACAGAUGUUGGAUACCCAUUUUCUCAUUCUACAGUUUGUCAUGUUGAGUUAGAGGUGUUGGAUGUGAAUGAGAAUCUACACACUCCAUACUUUAACUCCUUUGUGUUUCAUGGGUCAGUGCAAGAGAACUCUCCACCAGGAACUCAAGUGCUUUCCAUUACUGCUCGGGAUGAAGACAAAGGGAAAGAUGGAGAGGUACGAUAUUUAAUAAGGGAUGGCUCUGAUCUCUCUGUCUUCAGCAUCAAUGAAGAAACAGGUGCACUCAGGACUGAAGCUCCUCUGGACAGAGAAUCAGUUUCUCAUUACUGGCUAACGGUCUAUGCCACAGACCUGGGGUCCAUUCCUCUGACCUCAGUUGCUGAAGUUUACAUUGAAGUUACUGAUAUUAAUGAUAACAUGCCUCAGCUCUCCCAGGCUGUGUUCUAUGCUUCAGUAACUGAGAAUUCACCUCCUGAUGUCUCUGUGCUACAACUAAAUGCUUUUGACUCAGACUCUGUUUCUGCUGGCAAAAAUUCUUUUCAGUUCUCCAACGGGAAUAGUCAAGGAUUCUUUGCACUGAAUCCAUCUACAGGCUUGAUCUCUACAACAGCAAAACAGUUGAAUCGGGAAAAUAAAGAGGAACAUACCCUUGAGGUUACGGUGUCUGAUAAUGGGAUGCCUCCGCUACAGUCCACUUCCCGUGUGGUCAUACAAGUGCUUGAUGUGAAUGACAAUCCCCCAAUGUUCCUUCAGAAGCUUUUCACAGUUCAGCUUCCAGAAAGGCCUCUCUGCCCUGAUCCUGCCCCAGUCUACCGGCUUGUAGCUAUGGACAGGGACAAGGGAAUAAAUGCAAAAGUAACAUACAGCAUUACUGAGGCUACAGGAGAUAUGUUUACCAUUCAGCCUUCUACUGGUGUCAUUUCCUCUAAAGGACCCUUUCCUGCUGGAGAAUACACAAUACUGACGGUAAAAGCAGCAGAUGGUGGCAGCCCUGCUCGUUCUUCUACUGUGCGACUCCACAUUGAGUGGAUCCCAAAGCCUGACCCUUUAGAAGAGCCCCUUGGAUUUGAUGAGCCUAGCUAUAACUUCCAAGUCAUGGAAACAGAUCCAGUGAACCACAUGGUGGGCUUAAUUGGCACAGAGUCCAUAAAUAAUCAGGUCUGGUUUCAAAUCACAGGUGGUGAUGAUGAACUGGACUUUGACAUAGAUAAGACAACAGGGGGAUUGGUAAUAGCCCAACCUUUGCAAGCAAGCAAGAAAUCCAAUUACAUUCUCACUGUUGAGGUAACAGAUGGACCUAGUGCUGUUACCACACAGGUGUACAUUGAUGUGGUCCCCUUUAACUGCCACCGCCCGGAAUUUCUGGAAAGCCAUUAUGAGGUGCAAGUCUUUGAAGAUGUACCACUUGGAGAUGAUAUACUUAAGAUCAGUGCAACAGAUAAGGACAGUGGAAACAAGCUAAUCUAUACCAUCCAGGGUAGUGCUGAUCCUAGGAGCUCAAAAAUGUUCCGUCUUGAUCCAAACAGCGGCAUCCUGUUCACCACUGAGGCUUUGGACUACGAAACCAUUCCCAUGCAUAUCUUGACUGUCAUGGUACGAGAUCAAGACAUCCCAAUUAAAAGAAAUUUUGUCCGGGUCAUUAUUCAUGUACAAGACAGUAAUGACCACCCCCCUUGUUUCAUUCGAUCCGUAUAUGAAGUAAGCCUGUCCAACUCUGCUCCUAUCACAACAGAAGUAGUGCAAGCCAGGGCCACUGACUUGGACCAAGGGAUCAAUGCCAAGAUCCACUACUCUAUUCAGUCAGGUAACACAGAGGGAUAUUUUACAAUUGAUUCAACUUCUGGUGUGAUAUCUGUAGCAAAAGCACUGGAGCACCCUUCAAAGAACCAAUUUAUAAUGAAUGUAGUGGCAAUUGACCAAGGAAUACCACAGUUUCAGGACACAACCACAGUUAAUGUUUAUAUCAAGCCUUCUGAUGCCUCACCUCCUAAAUUUGUGUCUGCUGAGUAUGUGGUUGAGAUAACUGAACUAAUGCCCAUAGGUUCUUUUGUUACCAUGGUAUCCGCAACAAGCUGGUCCUCUAUCAAUUAUGAAAUCAGAGAUGGCAAUACAGAGGGUGCUUUUUACAUUAACUGCUACUCUGGCAUUAUUUCCAGCCUGAAGAAAUUGGACUUUGAAACCACAUCUUCCUACCAACUCAAAGUGCGUGGUAACAGUUCACUGGGUUUAUACAGCGAAACCACAGUUUUUAUCUAUAUUAUUGAUGAGAAUGAUAAUGCGCCUGUAUUUUCCCAAAUUAUGUAUACCGGACAGAUCAGUGAAGAUGCGAUAGUUGGAAGCAUGGUCACUAAACUAGACCUUACUCCUUUGAUCAUUCGAGCUUCUGAUAAUGACACUGAGUCUAAUGCUUUACUUACCUACCAGAUCAUAGAUCCAGAAGUUCUCAAAUAUUUCCAGAUUGAUCCAAAUAUGGGAACUAUUUUCACAGCUGCUGAAAUUGAUUAUGAACUUACCAAGGAAUUUAAUUUUAUUGUACAUGUACAUGAUGGAGGCUUGCCAAGUUUAUUUGCAGCAACACCUGCAAAAGUCACUAUUCAGGUGUAUGAUAUUAAUGAUUCCCCACCUAGAUUCCUAAGAGACAUCUAUGAGUUGAAUGUUUAUUUACCAGCUUACCAGAGCAUGGAGAUCCUCCAUGUAGAAGCCAAGGAUGAAGAUUCCAUGGUAACAUACAGUAUCCCUGAAGGCAAUGAGGAUAAUGCUUUUUUUGUUGAGCAAAACACUGGACUGCUGACUUUGAAUAAUCCUUCCCUUCUGAAUGCAUACUGUGAACUUACAGUAAAGGCAUCAGAUGGAUUGUACUAUGAUACAACCUUGGUAAAAAUUAACGUAACGGAGAUACAAGAUAGCAGCAUAAAAUUUGAUCAGAAUUACAAGGCUCAGGUUUUUGAAAAUGAUGCUCAAGUCCAGGUUUUGACUGUUGUAGGUGUGGUGGGUAUUUAUCUCAAUGAGCCACUUUAUUUUUCAGUUCUUACAUAUACAAAUUACUUUCAGAUAAGCAGAUCUUCUGGUGUCCUGCAGACAAAGGGUUUAGGCUUUGACAGAGAAGUGCAGGAGAAAUUUGAUGUUGUAAUCGAGGUACAGGAUAGCAGGAGUCCACCCCGACUUUCUCAAACUAAGGUAGAAGUUCAAGUGGAAGAUGUCAAUGAUAAUCAACCAGAAUUCAUAAACACCCCAUACUACAUUAUAGUUGAGGAUGGACUGGAGCCUGGCGAUGUUAUUUUUCAGGUUACCGCCAUAGACAAAGAUUCUGGAAAAAACAGUGAAUUAACAUACUGGUUAACAGAGGAAUAUAAGUAUUUUAGGAUUGACCCAAAUUUGGGAGAUAUUGUUUUGAAGCAGCCUUUUGACUUUGAAGCCUUGAAUCAAUAUAUUGUGAAAGUAGGAGUAAUAGAUCAUGGGCAACCUCCUUUCCAUGCAGAAGAGGAAGUAGUAAUUAUUGUUAAAAAUAAAUCCCAUCCUAUAUUCCAGAGUCUUUACUAUAAAGUAACAGUUCCAGAAAACAUUCCAGUUUACACUCCUAUUUUACACAUACAGGCCCGCAGUCCAGAGGGCUUUCGUGUCAUUUACAAUAUAGUGGAAAAUGAGGUUUUAGUUCUGUUUAACAUUGACUUUAAAACUGGCGCUCUUAGUAUUGCAGGUCCACUUGAUUAUGAGAGCAAAACAAAACAUAUAUUAACAGUCAGAGCCACUGACACAGCUAUGGGAUUAUAUUCCGAAUCUAGAGUCUCAGUAGAGGUUGAGGAUGUAAAUGAUCAUGCUCCAGUCUUCUCUAAAUUGGUUUACCUCAGUCAAGUUAUGGAAAAAUUGCCUCCGCACAGACCAGUUAUUCAGGUGGGAGCUACUGAUCAAGAUUCUGGACAAAACCAAAAAGUAUCAUACCACAUUUUAGGAAAUAACACAGAUGAUGCUCUUGAAUUCUUUCAUAUCGAAUCCAAAACAGGUGAAAUAACAACAACUCAAGAGUUGGAUUAUGAAUCAAGACAGCAAUUUCAGUUUAAAGUCAGGGCAAUAGAUCAUGGAAAUCCACCUCUACAUGCAGAUGCUCUAGUCAUUGUUAAUGUUUCUGAUGUGAACGACAAUCCUCCAGAGUUUAGUCAGCCUCUAUAUGAAGCCAAUGUUAGUGAACUUGCAAAUUGUGGCCACAUGAUUAUAAAAGUCCAGGCUCUUGACAAAGAUAGUACAGAUGCUGGUAAGCUAGAGUAUCUAAUUCAAUCUGGCAACAACCAUCGACAUUUCAACAUAAAUAGAACCUCUGGUGUAAUAUCUAGGUCUAACCUUUGUAAGAACAGUAUAAAUCAAUCAUACUACCUUCUAGUCUCAGUGUCAGAUGGAGUCUUUAGGGCCAGUGUUCCGGUGUAUAUUAAUAUCACCCAUGCCAAUAAGCAUAGCCCUUCAUUUCAGCAAGACAUGUAUGAAGUUGAACUGGCAGAAAAUGCAGAUGCAGGCACAGCAGUAAUUGAAGUGCUGGCAGUAGAUUAUGACGAUGGUCCCUAUGGAAUUGUACAAUACACAAUAAUAAAUAAGCUGGCCUCUGAGAAGUUCUCAAUUGAUAGUAAAGGACAUAUAGCUACACUGGCUAAACUUGACCGUGAGAAUUCCACAGAGAGGGUUAUAGCUAUUAAAAUCAUGGCCAAGGAUGGAGGAGGUAGGGCAGCCUUCUGCACAGUAAAAAUAAUAUUGACUGAUGAGAAUGACAAUCCACCUCAGUUUAAAGCAACAGAGUAUACACUGUCUGUACAGUCAAACCUUAAUAAAGGUACACCUAUAAUUAAAGUAGUUGCCUUUGAUGCAGAUGAAGGACUAAAUGCAGAUGUCACUUAUUCACUUGACACAUCUGAUGAAGAUUUAUUUCAGAUAAAUCCCACAAGUGGUGUUGUCACAGCUAAGGAAAGCAUUCUAGGAUUAGAAAACCAAGUUAUAAAUUUUAUUGUCAUAGCAAAAGAUGGCGCGCCUCCACACUGGAGCUCACUUGUCCCUGUUCAUCUACAGAUAGUGCCAACAGAAGUUCCUCUACCUAGGUUUUCUGAACCUCUAUAUAGUUUUUUAGCACCUGAAGACUUGCCUAUGGGUUCAGAGGUGGGUCUCGUAAAAGCAUUGGCUGUAGAGCCAAUCAUCUAUAGCCUUGUGGAAGGAACAACUCCAGAAAGCAACAAAGAUGGUGUAUUUUCUCUGGAUAAGCACACAGGAGCCCUAAUUAUAAAAAAAGGUGUUGAUCAUGAAAAAACUAAAUGGUAUCUAAUUGAUGUGCAGGCUAAUUGCUCUUACCAAGGAAAACAGUUAUUAUCAAUAGUGCCUGUAAGCAUACAGGUAAAGGAUAUUAAUGACAACCAGCCUUUUUUUGAGGCAGAUCUAUAUAAAGCUUCCAUGGCUGAGAACAUGCCCUCUGGAAGCACUGUAAUACAGGUUACUGCCAAUGACCAGGAUACAGGAAGUGAUGGGAUGGUCACUUAUAGCCUAAAAUCUGAUUCAGCAGAAAUCCAGCAGUUCUUCACCAUUGACAGUGAUAAUGGAUGGAUCACAACAUUAAAAGAGUUAGACUGUGAAAAACAAGAAGUCUAUCGUUUUUAUGUGGUGGCAUCAGACCAUGGCAGGAAAAUACAGCUAUCUUCAGAGGCCCUUGUGGAAGUGACAGUGACUGAUGAUAAUGAUAACCCCCCAUAUUUCACCUCUCAAGUUUACAAGGGAUCCGUAACUGAGAACAGUGAACCAGGACAAAUUGUAACUACCCUCAUAAUCUGGGACAAAGACAUAUCUGAGAACAACAGAAAAGUGACAUGUUAUAUCACAGACGGAGACUCUUUGGGCCAGUUUAGUAUUGAUAAAGCUGGAGACCAGUGGGUUAUUCAGACUAAGAAGCCUUUGGACCGGGAGGAAGAAGAGAAACACCUCCUGCAAGUAACUGCAUCAGACGGCAAAUUCCAAGCUACUGUUGGCGUUGAAAUAACUGUGCUUGACAUCAAUGAUAACAGCCCUGAGUGCCUGCAGAUGCUUUACACAGCAACAGUUUCCGAAGAUGCACCUCCGGGUCUGUUUAUCACAAAAAUAUCAGCCAAGGAUUCUGAUGUUGCAAAUAAUGCACAAUUAUCCUACGCACUUUAUGGUCUUGGGGAUAACCUGUUCCGACUAGAUCCUAAUACAGGGGAGCUGACAACACUGACACCUUUGGACAGGGAACAGAGGUCAUCAUACAAACUUGUUGCAAAAGCCACUGAUGGUGGAGGAUUGUCCUGUCAAGUGGAUGUAAUCUUAAACCUUCAGGAUUUAAAUGACAAUAGCCCUACUUUUUCUAUGGAAUACUACUCUGUGACAGUGUUUGACAACACUACAGUGAAAACUCCAAUUGUUGUGGUCUCUGCCAGGGAUCCUGACGAAGGAUUAAAUGCAGAAGUUGUGUACGCUCUUCCGAACUCUGCCAAUGGCCUCUUUUCAAUUGAGGAAGCUACUGGGAUUAUUCGUUUAGAAAGGCCUCUUGAGGAUAUGGAGGACACUGUCAUUUACCUAAAAGCUUGUGCAUUAGAUCGCGGAUUCCCCCGCCCACUCUCAACUUGCACAGACAUUACUGUGUUUGUAGCCUCUCUGAGUCGUUCAGUUUUCGGGAGCCCCGAGAAAAUGAUAGAUGUUCCAGAGGACAAAGCAGUGGGGUCAGAACUGUUAAAUCUAGCAGAUCUCACUCAAAGCAGGGAAGAUAUUGUAGGAAUUAAAUAUGAAAUCUUGAAUGGAAAUGAAAAGGGAAUUUUCCGUCUUGCUCCAGACACAGGUAUUUUAUACUUGAACAAGAAUUUGGACUUUGAAAUGGAUCAUCAGUACUAUCUGUCAAUAGAAGCCACAAGUGAUGACUAUCCUCCACUUAGUGAUGUCACCGUUGUGAUUAUUAAUGUUUCUGAUGUUAAUGACCAGGAACCUAGAUUCAGCCAGGAGGAUUAUGAUGCAGAGAUAAGGGAGGAUGUUGUGGUGGGAGAUUUUGUUCUUGUGGUGUUAGCCUUUGAUCAGGAUGGGCCUUACAACAAUAAAAUAACAUAUACCAUAAUGAAAGGAGAUCCAUUGGGACAUUUCUCAAUACACCCAGAACAUGGGGAGAUUAGAGUCUUAAGCCUUUUGGACAGAGAGCAGAGGUCCAGUUACCACCUGGUAGUCCGUGCUACAGACAAUGGUCGACCAGCUCAUUUUAAUGAAGUGUCAGCCCGGGUCUACUUGUCUGAUGUGAAUGACAAUCCUCCUAUAUUUUCACAGAGCAACUAUAGCCUAGUCAUUCAGGACAGUGCCCCUAUUGGCACCACAUUGGUGAAACUCAUCGUAACAGAUAACGAUUCUCCCAAGAACGGCCCUCCCUUCCACUUCCAGAUUGUAGGAGGAAAUGAGGGCAGUAUGUUUAAGAUUAGUCCUGAUGGUGUCUUGUUUAACACUGUUGUUCCAAAUAGAGUAACCAAAGAGAAGUAUCUCCUGGAAAUCCAGGUAGCAGACAAUGGAAUCCCUCACCUUUUUUCCACCACCUUCACCAGCAUCCAAGUAAUUGAUCAAAGCCAUUACUCUCCUGUAGUUCUACCCUUGGAAAUAUUAAUAACCACCAGCGAGAGAGUUUUCCACGGCAGCGUUCUAGGCAAGCUACAUGCCACAGAUCAGGACCCACAUGAUACUCUUAUGUUCAGCUUGGCUGCAGAGGAAAGUAAAAAGCGUCUAUUUUCUGUGGGACAUGCUGAUGGAAAGAUUAUGGCUCUUCAAAGUCUUAACCAGGGAUAUUACAAUUUGAAUGUCACAGUCAGUGAUGGCACUUUUUCCACCUCGGCUCCAGUCUCUAUCUACGUGUGGUGCUUUAGCGAGGAGGCCCUCAAAUUAUCACUUGUUCUGCGGUUCAAGGACUUAUCCCCAGAAGAGUUUAUUGGAGACCACUGGCGCAGUUUGCAGAGGUUUAUUGGAAAUUUGCUUAAAGUGGAUCGACAGCAAAUUCAGAUGGCCAGCCUCCAGAAGGAUGAAGACGCAUCUUAUUUGGACCUUCUUUUGUUGGCAGGAGUGGGCCAAAGCUCUGACAACAAUCCACUUGUUCUUGCUGAAAAAAUUACUAAAUCGACUCACGAUUUAGUUCAGUCACUUGGUUUACAAGUCAUGAAGAUGUUUUACCUGCCUUGCCAAGAUCUUCAGUGCCAAAACCGUACCUGCCAGGAGUUGAUACAUCUAGAUCCCACAGUGUUAUCAUCUUACAGUACUGCCAGACUCAGUGUUAUAACACCCAGACACACUCUGCAACAAGCCUGCACUUGCAAUGUAGGCCCAGCAUUAAAAUUUGACAGUGACAGUUUUGUGCAACACAUCAGUGAAUUUGGCUGGAACUGGAGGAUUCAAUUUCGUCUUAAAACUCAUCAGUCUGACUCUGUGAUAAUUUUCGCCAAUGGGUCAGCUAUGUUUGAGCUAAAGCUGCAUAAUGGGGCUCUACAUUUCAAACAGCAAUGUAUAGACAAUGUCAUCCAGGAAUUGGUCUCAGAAGUAACAUUAAAUGAUGGAUAUUGGCACAAUGUACUACUGGAGGUAACUGGACCAUUUGUCCUGCUCAGACUUGAUGAUAAUGACACCAGGCAACCUAUCCAACCCUGUCCUGCCCAGUCGACAUUGCUAAAUCUGUUUAUUGGUGGAGUCAUCCAAGAAUCAGACUAUGUAUCCAACGGAUUCCAAGGUUGUGUGGAUGACAUCAGUAUUAAUGGACAGACCCUUUCAAGUCUUGGACAGCCUGUGAGUAAGAAAGGCAUUGUACCAUGCUGUGAGCAACAUGGAGUCUGUACCAAGAAUCCUUGCCCAUCUGACAGAAUAUGUGCAGAGUUGCCUUAUGGAGGUUACUCAUGCCUCAGUCAUUCUCUAUUCAGUGAUCAAGGAACAGACCCCUGCAACCAUUCUCAUUGCUUGCACAGUAGGGCUUGUACCCCCAUGUCCAAUGGAUACAUGUGUAGUUGCCCAUUAGGACAUACUGGAGACAGGUGUGAAGUUGGAAUUAAAGACUGCUUGGACACUUCCUGCCAACCCAAUUAUCAGUGCAACCACAGCAGUUGCGAAGAGAGUGUGACCCCUACUACAAACAGCAGAUAUAUUUUGGUGUCUGGACCCCAGGAGAUUGUUGAAAUUCUUGGAGGACUCCUUGCUGUUUUGUUUCUUGUUGGGCUCUUUGUGGUGUUCAGAAAGCGCAUAUGUCAGAAAAAUGUGAAACAUAAGCCUGCCCCUCAUGAGGACCCAGAUCUAAAGCACCAUUUGUCCAGAGACAUAGGAGUCGGUACACCUGUGCCUCAUUUGGAACUCAACAUCCUCAGUGCUUUAGGUCGUACCCAGUUGGAUGCAGAGGGGCAACCACGGCGUCAGCCAAUCCCAGAGCUUCUCACAUUUUGCAAGCCACAAGGUGGCCGAGAACCAGCUGUUUGCAGCGUGGCCCCUAAUCUACCUCCAGCACCUCCAUCAAGCUCGGAUAAUGAAUCCAUUGCCAAGAACCACUGGGACUGUGAAGACAGUAGCACUGGGGAUAAUCCAUACUGGCCAUGCAGCUAUUCACCUGCAAAUGGACAAGGAUUCAAAGCCUAUGAUUCUGUUCAGAGCACACAUACUCUUUCUAAGCACAGUUCAGCCCCUCCAGUCCCUCCACUUCCCAAGGAAACAGAGUCUGACAAUCUGUAUGGGGGCUUUCCAUUUCCACUGGAGUCCAUCAACAAGAGAUCCCCCAUACCUGCUUGUUACAGCAACAGCACCCUAGAUGAUUUUCUCCCUCAGCCUCCUCACUGCCUAGACCAGUAUACUGCAAUCAGCUACUAUCCUUCUCAGCUUCUCAAAUCUGAGUGCUUAACUCAUAAGCCUGAUGAUGGCUACCGGCGUCUUAGUGUGCGCCUUAGUGUAGCUCAGCCUUCCUAUGCAAACUGUAGCCCACCACCCAUGCCACCUCUAAACUACCAGGCCACUAAUAUGGCAGAAAGUGACUAUGGCAGCUCUGAAGAAGUGAUGUUUUAAAAGGAAUGGACGUUGUUUUAAUUAGAAUAUCCAGAAGAGCAAAAGGAAAGACCAACCUUGAGAUUGGGGACUUCUCUCAUUACUAUAGUGGUAAUAAAUCUUCUUGGAGAUCAGUCUGACUGAGGAAGGCCAGGGAGAAUUUCUUGUACAAUGGCUGCUGGACAGGCAUUAAAGAAAUGUCUAUGAAGAUUUUCAUUCAUCCAGGUCAUGGUAUAUCUAGUAUAAAUAAAUUUAAAGCAACGUGACUUGUUUGGUAAUCAUUGAAGAAAUCACUGCAGUGUCCUGAUGUACUGUCUGAAGUUAAAUGGGAUAGGUCAGGAGAGAAGCACCUUUGUUGCUGCCGAGAUUGGUUCUUUAUACAUUACAUUUGCUUAUUGACUGAAAAGCUGAAUAUGUUUUAGUAUUACCUCUAGGAGGAAGCAAAAAUGUCAGCUUUAUGUAGUGGUUACAAGGGGCUGUCUUAGUAGCCAAGACCUUAUUGUUAUACAUUUAACACUUUUAUAAAUGAUCAUACAACAUGACUACAAAGGGUGGUCCUAGUGCAGAUGCCAGAUGCAAUGUUUAAGUAUACCAUUGCAAUGUUUAAGUAAUCCAUUGCAACCAACUAGAUCUCCUUCUCUCUCAUUUUCCAACUGCUGGUAUCUGCACUAUGGCAAUUUUGCACCUACAGUAUUAUUCAUUUAUAAACACAGGUGCUAACUUGUGUAAGUGCCACUAGUAACAAAUCAGGUAUUUGCUUUCAUUGUAGACUGCUCAGAUCUGAUUGCUGAUUGGUUGCUAUUGGCAAUAGCCCUUGUUUAAUUUAACACAUUUGUAAAUCAGCCCCAUUGUAUCAAACUUAAUUUGUCAUUGAUUUGUCUUGGACCUGACAAAGCCUCUCUCGGUAUCUGCCUUGCAUUAGACUUGGAUUCCCAAUACUAAUCUAUAAUCAGUUUCACGUUUUAAUGCUAUGCUGCCACUUCUAGUGUGCAAUGGACAUACACAGAAUCUCAUUAUUAGUCUAGGUAGGAGAUGGGAGUACCGUAUUGUACUUCCACGUGAUGAUGAUGGGAGUUACAGUUCUAAAAGAGCUCAAGGACAAUGAUUGACAGCUCUGCUUCUCCAGCCUCUGCUUAAGCUGUGGGGCGGGUGCCAAUAAUAAUUUGGCCCAGUAAUACAUAGCACUGUAAUAAAAUCACAUACAUGUGAAUAUUGUUCCAUUGCUUUCUACUGGUAGAUGAACAGUGGUGAUAUCUUUCCAAAAAGAGUUGAAUUUUUAAAAAUCUUGUGUAUAUUGCUGUAUUUUUUUUAAAAGGAAAGCAAUAAAGUAUAAUUUUUAUAAA